Lepus europaeus (European hare) is the source of this 2083-nucleotide messenger RNA. It is a transcript of the gene ARFRP1, whose product is annotated as ADP ribosylation factor related protein 1. Gene Ontology annotation, biological process: intracellular protein transport; Golgi to plasma membrane protein transport; protein localization to organelle. The record is from RefSeq and is a predicted model, not a curated record. Gene Ontology annotation, molecular function: GTP binding; GTPase activity. Gene Ontology annotation, cellular component: Golgi apparatus. The transcript is spliced from 8 exons. The coding region runs from base 56 to 661 and encodes 201 amino acids. NCBI's taxonomy places the organism in Eukaryota, Metazoa, Chordata, Mammalia, Lagomorpha, Leporidae.
CGUCAGGCGCCGCGCGGGGUCGGCGCGGGGUCGGCGGGCCCGGGCGCAGCGCAGGAUGUACACGCUGCUGUCCGGCCUGUACAAGUACAUGUUCCAGAAGGACGAGUACUGCAUCCUGAUCCUGGGCCUGGACAAUGCCGGCAAGACGACCUUCCUGGAGCAGUCGAAGACCCGCUUUAGCAAGAACUACAAGGGGAUGAGCCUGAGCAAGAUCACCACCACCGUGGGCCUCAACAUCGGCACCGUGGACGUGGGGAAAGCUCGCCUCAUGUUCUGGGACCUGGGCGGCCAGGAGGAGCUGCAGUCCUUGUGGGACAAGUACUACGCGGAGUGCCAUGGAGUCAUCUACGUCAUCGACUCCACCGAUGAGGGGAGGCUGUCAGAGUCCAAGCAGGCGUUUGAGAAAGUGGUCACAAGUGAGGCGCUGGACGGUGUCCCUGUCCUGGUGCUGGCUAACAAGCAGGAUGUGGAGCCUUGCCUCUCCAUCCCUGACAUCAAGACGGCCUUCAGUGACUGCACCUGCAAGAUUGGCAGGCGCGACUGUCUGACCCAGGCCUGCUCGGCCCUCACGGGCAAAGGCGUGCGUGAAGGCAUCGAGUGGAUGGUGAAGUGCGUUGUGCGGAACGUCCAUCGGCCACCGCGGCAGAGGGACAUCACAUAGGCUUGGCUGCCCGCGUCCCGGACACCCUGGCCCCUGGGCCGCCCGCUGUGGCGGGGCCUUGCUGCCCUUCCCUCUGUGCUGUUUUCUCUAAGACAAACGUUGCUGGACACCCAGGCUUCGCUGCAGGGAGGGGCUGCUGUGGGGAGGGGCCGCUGGCACCGAGGGCGCCCUGGGCAGGGGUCUGGAUGGAAAUGGGGCAGGAGGCAGUGAGUGUGGCCACGGCCUCUGCCCAGGAUCCUGCAGGUGGACUGGGGUCUGGGCCGGCCUGCUGGAGUCCUGGGCUCUGACGCAGCCUCGGGAUGGACAGGGCCAGGAGACCUUGCUCGCUCCGUCACCUCAUCUGAGCCCGGGGCAGUGGAAAGUGGUCAGUGCCCUUGCCCCUUUCCACAGUGGGGGUGCAGCUCCCAGGGACACAUCCCUCCCUUGGCCAGGCCUGGGUGGGGCAGCUUGGACACAAGGUGUCUGGCCAGGGUUGGUGGCAGGGGCUGCCGUAAGCCCCCACAGAGCGCAGGCCCUGCAAGUGAGGCUGGUCCUCCCCACGUGGACCCCUGGAGCUGGGAGCGCCCAGUGCAGGUCAGGUGGCGUGUGGAAUAAAGAUGUCUGACUGGCUCCUGCAGGCAGCCAAGGGGUGAGAGCUGGUGUGGGCAGCUUCUUGUCCCAGGGUCGCUGCAGGGGACCCGUCCCCCCAUGAGUCACGCCAGGGGUGGCUGUGCUCAGUGGUGGGGCUGAGGCCGUGACCGCUGAGAGCAGGGCUGGGUGCUGCCCCUGCCACCGGCUGGCCGUCCCCAGCAACCCUGCACAGAGCCUGUCAGCCACCUUCACGAAGUGUCGCAGAACAGAGUGACAGGGAACAAACACUGGCAAGUUCGCUUUGGUGCAGCAGCUGUGCGUGUGAAUUAACGAGGUGUGGCAGCGGCGGCCUCAGCACACGGGGAAGCAGGCAGCGUGGCCAGUGAAGUGCCCACAGCAGCGGCCACCACUGUCCCAUCUCCCCCCUCCAGGAGCUGCUGCUGCAGCGGCUCCUGCAGAGCCACGUGGCCUGCACCAGGGCACUGAGCCGACCCAGGCCUGCUGUGGGCACUGCCGCCUCCUGGAGGUGGCCUGGAGAGCCACAAAGCCCACGACAGCGUGCUCACACUCCUUGGUCCCAGCCAGGCACACACAGGCACAUGAGCCCAGUGGGCAGCUGCAGGGCCUUGGGCUGGGGGAGGCUGGGGCUCAGGUACUGCAAGGGGGACCCACAGGGGGGCUGGGCUAGGGGGUCUGCCAGUUGGCGCUCCUUAAUGUGCCUGGGAAAGCCACGGAAAAUGGUCAAGUGCUUGGGUCUCUGCCAGCGUGUGGGAGACCAGGGUGGACUUCCUGCCUCCUGGCUCUUGUGGUCAUUUGGGAAUUGAACCAGCAGAACAAAGAGCUUUCUCCCUA